AUGUCCGACAUCUCCGAUGACUACGUCGACAUCUCUUCCGAGACUGACCUCCAUCUGAGUGUCUACAUGGAGAAGCUAGGCCGCCAUUGUCGUCUAGGUAGCUCGUCAAGUGAGGGAUCAUCAUUCACAGCCGGACCCUCCAGACAAGAGACAACCUCCACUGUUGUUGAAGCUCCAACUCACUCGUUCCCAAAGAGCCUUCCCGAUUGGAGCAACCUCAAAGUGCUCCAUCGCAACACCCUUCCACCACGGAGCUACUUCUUCCUGUACAAUACCGAAGAGGACGCCCUUACUAGGGAUACAUCCAAGUCCAAGUCACUCCUACUUUCCGGAAAAUGGAAAUUCCACCUGACAACAUCGCCUUUCCAUGAACCUCGGGACUUCUACAAGACCGACUAUGACACCUCGGAGUGGGACGACAUUGUCGUACCUGGCAUGUGGCAAUGCCAGGGCUACGGCAAGGGUCCUCAAUAUACCAAUCUCAACUUUCCCUGGCCCGUUGAUGCGCCCAACAUUCCCUACGAUGACAAUGAAUGCGGCCGACAUGUGACGACCUUCAAAGUUGGUGACGACUUUGCGGACCACCAGCUGAGACUACGCUUCGAGGGUGUCGACUCUGCCUUCACCGUCUGGGUCAAUGGCAAGGAAGUCGGCUAUUCCCAAGGAGCUCGUAAUCCCAGCGAGUUCGACGUCACGGACUUUGUCAAGGUCGGCGAGGACAACCUUCUUGCCGUCGAGGUCUACCAGAGAUGCGACGGCACAUACCUCGAGGAUCAGGACCAGUGGUGGCUCAGCGGCAUUUUCAGAGAUGUCUACCUCCACGCUUUCCCCAAGUUCCAUCCAAUCGACUACCACGUUCACACUCUGCUGGACGAUGACUACAAGGAUGCCACCUUGAAGGUCGACGUCGAGAUGAGCCAGGGCGCUUACGUCGAUAUGAAGCUCCUCGACGCUGAUGGCAAGCUCAUCGCCAAGGACAUGAAGAUUUUUGACCGACACAACAGCUUCGACAUCCGCGUCAAGAACCCACACAAGUGGACGGCCGAGACUCCAUACCUCUACACCCUAGUCCUCAACUUCAAGAAGUGCAGCCUGGUUCAGCGCGUGGGUUUCCGUCGCGCGGAGCUGAUCAAGGGGGUCUUCAGCGUAAACGGCGAUCCCAUCAAGAUCCGUGGCGUGAACCGCCACGAGCACCACCCAGACUCGGGCCGCGCCGUGCCUUACGACUUCUUGAAGCGCGACCUGCUCUUGAUGAAACACUUCAACGUCAACGGCAUCCGUACCUCUCACUACAUCAAUGACCCCCGCCUCUACGACCUCGCAGACGAGCUCGGUAUUUGGAUCCUCGACGAGGCUGACCUCGAGUGCCACGGCUUCGGCGUUCUCGGAAAUGCGGGCGAAAGCUGGGCCACAGAUAACCCAGAUUGGAGAGAGGCCUACGAGGAUCGCGCGAGGCAGAUGGUCCAGCGCGACAAGAACCACGCCUCGGUCAUCCUGUGGUCUUUGGGCAACGAGUCCUUCUAUGGGCAGAACCACCAGCACAUGUACGACGUGAUCAAGAGUAUCGACAAGUCACGUCUGGUACACUACGAGGGUGACUGGAAUGCGUCGACGGCGGAUAUCUACAGCAGGAUGUACGCCUCUGCCGAGGACAUUAUCAACACGGCGUCACAGAAGGACUGGGCCAAGCCGCUCGUGCUGUGCGAGUACAUUCACGCCAUGGGCAACGGCCCCGGUGGUAUCAAGGAGUACAUUGACGCCUUCUACAAGUAUCCGCGAUUGAUGGGAGGUUUUGUCUGGGAAUGGGCCAACCACGGCCUCCGUACGACGAACGAUGAUGGUGAGGAAUACAUGGGCUACGGGGGUGACUUUGGCGAUGUCCCCAACGACUAUAACUUUGUCUUUGACGGCCUCUGCUUCGCCAAUCACACGCCUACCCCGGGCCUGGUCGAGUAUGGCAAGGCCAUUGAGCCCGUCCAGACGCUCGAGAUCAAGGGCAAUGAGGUCACCAUCAUCAACCGCUACGAUAUCGUAUCCUUGGACCAUCUCACAGCCACCUGGCACAUCGUUGCGGACGGUAUGGUCAUCGGCGGCGACCAGGAGGUCGAAAUCCCCAAAGGCAUCAAACCUCACACCAAGGCGCACCUCAAGAUUAAGGGUCUUCCCAAGAACCUUACCGCCGAGGCCUACCUCCACAUCGACUUCUUCCUCACCAAAGGCACAAAUUGGGCCAAAAAAGGCCAUCGUGUCGCCUUUGGCCAAGUCGCCCUCUCCAAGGCCCCCUCCAUGGCCACAAUCCUCUCCUCCCUCUCCAACCCCUUCCUCGACCCCGUUCCCACCAUCCAGCAAACCUCUCCCUCCCUACUCUCUAUCACCUCCGCAACAGGCCUCUCAACCUGGGGCCUCGACCUCCAACUCGGCACCCUUACCUCCUGGCGUAAAGCCUCUCACCCGCAUAUCGAGCUUCUAACCACACCCUUCGUCGUGGACUUUUACCGCGCCCUCACCGACAACGACCGCGGUGGCCGCUUCGGGCAGCAAUGGGAGGAUCGCCGACUGCAUCAGACGAGCCACAACAUCAAGCGCGUAGAAUGGCGCAAGGAGAAGCACGGUCUUAUCGUCAACGUCCACUCCCGCAUCGCGCCGCCCGUCCUCGCGUGGGGCGUCGACAUCUACACCACCUACACCUUCCACGGCGAGGCCAUCUACAUCAAGAUAAAGGGCAAGCCCAGCGGUCCGCUGGUGCCGGAUACCUUUGCCCGCAUCGGCUUCACUUUCGGCCUCAAGAACGUGGAGAAGGUCGCGUGGUGGGGCCGUGGGCCCGGCGAGAGCUACUCGGACAAGAAGAUGGCGCAGGCCUUUGGGAACUGGGAGGAGACGGUCGAUGACCUGUUUGUGGACUACGAGUUCCCGCAGGACGGCGGCAACAGGACCGAUGUCCGGUGGGUCGAGUUCCGCGGACAGCUGCCCGAUGAAGAGGGCGUGGUCGACAAGAGCAAGCCCGCUGAGCGUCUCAUUCGCGCCCGCUACGGCGAUCUGGAAGGUGCCUCGUUCUCGGCCAUGCACUACACCACCAAGGACCUGGACGAGUGCAAGCACCCGUACGAGCUGCACAAGCGCAAGCGGGAGGACACGGUCGUCAGGCUGGACUGGGCGCAUCACGGUCUCGGGACGGGGUCCUGUGGGCCGGCGACGCUGCCGCAGUAUGAGCUCAAGAGCAAGGAUUUUGAGUUUGAGCUUGUUCUGGAUUAG
This is a messenger RNA of Colletotrichum paranaense, 3252 nucleotides long. Its product is annotated as glycosyl hydrolase family 2. Gene Ontology annotation, cellular component: beta-galactosidase complex. The transcript has 3 exons. The coding region runs from base 1 to 3252 and encodes 1083 amino acids. Gene Ontology annotation, molecular function: carbohydrate binding; beta-galactosidase activity. The record is from RefSeq and is a predicted model, not a curated record. Gene Ontology annotation, biological process: lactose catabolic process. Lineage: Eukaryota; Fungi; Ascomycota; Sordariomycetes; Glomerellales; Glomerellaceae.